Molecule: messenger RNA, 999 nt
Organism: Microthlaspi erraticum
Lineage: Eukaryota; Viridiplantae; Streptophyta; Magnoliopsida; Brassicales; Brassicaceae
Source: the annotation of a GenBank genome assembly
AUGGCAUCUGAGAUCAACAACAAGCUCACCGGACCGGUCGUUAACGGUAGAGAAAAGAGGGCUUACGUGACUUUCCUAGCCGGAAACGGAGACUUCGUGAAAGGUGUGGUGGGUCUUGCGAAAGGGCUAAGGAAAACUAAGAGCAAGUAUCCACUUGUGGUGGCCGUAUUGCCGGAUGUUCCAGAGGAUCACCGGAAACAGCUGGUGGAGCAAGGAUGUGUGGUUAAAGAGAUCGAGCCGGUUAAUCCACCCGAGAAUCAGACCGAAUUUGCCAUGGCUUAUUACGUUAUCAACUACUCCAAGCUUCGUAUCUGGAAGUUUGUGGAGUACAGCAAGAUGAUAUACUUGGACGGAGACAUACAAGUAUUCGACAACAUAGACCACUUGUUUGAUCUCCCAGACGGCUACUUCUACGCAGUCAAGGACUGUUUCUGCGAGAAGACAUGGAGCCACACGCCACAGUACAAGAUCCGUUAUUGCCAACAGUGUCCAGACAAGGUGACUUGGCCAGAGUCAGAGCUUGGACCUAAGCCACCUUUGUACUUCAACGCCGGCAUGUUCGUCUACGAGCCUAACCUCUCCACUUGUCAUAAUCUCUUGGAGACUCUCAAAGUCGUUCCUCCAACCCCUUUUGCUGAACAGGAUUUCUUGAAUAUGUACUUCAAGGACAUAUACAAGCCAAUACCAGGAGUUUAUAAUUUGAUUACGGCUAUGCUUUGGAGGCAUCCAGAAAAUAUAGAGCUUGACAAUGUUAAAGUUGUUCAUUAUUGUGCUGCUGGUUCUAAGCCUUGGAGAUUCACUGGAGAAGAAGUGAAUAUGGAUAGAGAAGACAUCAAGAUGUUGGUCAAGAAAUGGUGGGACAUUUACAACGACGAGUCUCUUGAUUACAAGAACUUUGUCGGAGAUGGCCCCAAGAAGCAAGACACAUUUCAGCAGUUUGUCGAAGCUUUGUCCGAGGCCGGUGUGCUUCAGCACGUCAAAGCUCCAUCUGCAGCUUAG